AUGUCGGAGGCGUCGCCCGAUCCGUCUACGCAUCUUGAACCCCCCAGCAAAACCACCGAGAGGGAGGAUCCUGGAGCUGAGGACAGCGGCUCCGAAAGUGGCGAAGAACAUUUCUCAGAUGCCAGUGAAGGCCACAUACAGCAACAAUCAAGCCCGCGUUCUGGUGGUACUUCCCCUGUCCCACGGACCAGAAUCGAGCGAGUCGACAGCAGCCUUCAGCAUGGCGAGGUUCCCGGGACCGUGGCAUACGAGAUAAGACAGCAGGAUGCAGUUCCCGACGAAAUUGAAGUUAUUCCAGAAGGUUCGCGCAAUAGCGACCUCUCCCCCGCGGGGUCGAAGGACCGGCCGGUGACCCCAACGGAUUCGCCAAUUCCGCGCACAAUGGUAGAGAAGGUUGAUCCGGAUUCGCCCAGCUAUGGCGAAGUUCCAGGAACAGAGGCAUUUGAAAAGAGACUGGCAGAUGCUGUGCCCGACGUGGUGAAAUCCACAGAUGAUCCCGAGAAUAUUCAACCGCCAGCAUCCUCCUCGGAAAACGCAUCUCAAGACUCCAACUUUUCAAGCCAGCCAAUUCCUGAAACGCGCGUCUCUCGCGUUGAUUCCAUGCCUAAUGAUGAAGACCUCCCGUCAAGGCCCCAAGCCCACCAUCGAACAUCGCCGAGUGACGCAAUGCCCGACGUCGUGGAAACAGUCCCCGAUACCACAACCUCAGAAGACACCUCUCCGCAACACGAACAAAUGCGUCAGGACAUUGAAGAAGAUGAUGAGUUUGGUGAUGUGAAUAAAAGACAAGCGGGGGCUGAUGAAUUUGACGACUUUGUUGAGGAACAAGACGACAUGAGUGAUGAUGAUUUCGGGGACUUCGAUGACGGCUUCCAAGAACCCAGUGCUGAAAUUGACGACGGUGCUGCCACAGGGGGUAGCGCCACUCCUCAGCAGCCUCAAACCCUUCUCUCAGUUCCUCCUCUUAUCGAUCUCGACACAUACAAGUCCACCACCGAACUUCUCAGUGCUCUUGAGGGCACCCUCGAUAACUUAUUCCCUGCCUCCCAAGACCUCGGUAACCUUUCACCCAUCGAACCAAUUCCCGAUUCCUCAGCAAUUUUCAGCACUGAGCGUUCCCUUUCCCUGUGGUCUCAGCUCGUUGCCCCACCACCUCUCCAACCCCAGAACUGGGUCAAAUCUCGCAUCCGGCGAUUGUUCCUUGUAUCACUUGGUGUCCCCGUCGACUUGGACGAGAUUCUCCCAGCAUCCAAGCAAAAGAAGCUUGUUCUCCCCUCCAUUGACCUCGACGGCUCGGGGGCAACAACACCCAGCGGCCGAUCCCGCAGCCAAGGCCGAAAGGAAGGCGAAGGCUCUCAAAACGAAACUGAAAGCGCAGCCACGACAGGGCAGGCCGCUGCUCGUCAGAAGACUGUUCGUCGUGGUGCAGUUCCUCCACCAGAAAUUGAUCUCUCCGCUGUACACCGCUUGUGCGCCACCACCGAUGCCGCGCUGAGUGGCUUGACUGAUGUGGAAUUGCAAUCUCAUGUCAAGGAGUUGGAAAAGGUUACCCUGCGCGCCAGCACAGUAUUGGAGUACUGGCUCAAGCGGAGGGAUGGUCUGAUCAGUGAAAAGGAGGCCUUUGAAGGUGUCAUUGAGAAUCUUGUCAGCCAUGUUCGGCGCGUAAGGAAAUGA
This is a messenger RNA of Penicillium argentinense, 1674 nucleotides long. Its product is annotated as DUF5102 domain-containing protein. The record is from RefSeq and is a predicted model, not a curated record. The coding region runs from base 1 to 1674 and encodes 557 amino acids. The transcript is spliced from 3 exons. Lineage: Eukaryota; Fungi; Ascomycota; Eurotiomycetes; Eurotiales; Aspergillaceae.